Meriones unguiculatus (Mongolian gerbil) is the source of this 3239-nucleotide messenger RNA. RefSeq names its product sperm equatorial segment protein 1 (gene Spesp1). The record is from RefSeq and is a predicted model, not a curated record. Gene Ontology annotation, cellular component: acrosomal vesicle. The transcript is spliced from 2 exons. The coding region runs from base 202 to 1578 and encodes 458 amino acids. NCBI's taxonomy places the organism in Eukaryota, Metazoa, Chordata, Mammalia, Rodentia, Muridae. Gene Ontology annotation, biological process: acrosome reaction; fusion of sperm to egg plasma membrane involved in single fertilization.
AGUCCGCGCUGUGUCCCGGCACGCAUGCGCAGCCGGCACGCGGCCGCCCCGCCCCCACCCGUUCAUUGGGGCAACCGUUGCGGGCCGCCUGCGCCCUGAUGUGGGACAGGAGGCCGCUGACAUCCCCCUUUUCGGCCCUGAGGUACCCCGGCCUGUGGCCGCAGGACGUUCCCGUCGGAUGGCGGAGUGUGAGCACCGCUCAUGAAGCCUGUGGUCCUAGUUGCGCUGUGGCUAUGGCCUUCGUUCCUGCUGGCUUAUCCAACUAUAACCGUGUUGCCCGAUGAAGAGCAGAAUUUGAAUCAUUACGUACAAGUUUUACAGAACCUGAUAAUGAGUGUUCCUACCAGGGAGCAGCAGGGCUCUGAGAGACCGCCCAACCCCUUAGGGACCGUGGAGGUUCCAGAACCGAGGACGCUCGCCUCUGAGCUGAUACACACCACUGAAGAAGUCACCUCUGGAGAAGUCACCUCUGCAGAAGUCAGCCAUGCAGAAGUCACCACUGGAACCGUCACCCCUGAAACCGAUAUUCUGAUGAGGCCCUUCAACGACGAAGUAACAACCUUCCCGUCCAGCAGCUUCACGCAGGGGAUGAAAAGGAAAAGAAAAACCGAAAGUACACCUUUCUGGUCCAUCCGGCCAAACAACGUUUCUAUUGUUUUACGCACGGAGGAACCUUUUAUUGAAAAAGAGGAGCCGGAGCCGGAGCCCGAGCCCGAGCCCGAGCCCGAGCCCGAGCCCGAGCCCGAGCCCGAGCCGGAGCCGGAGCCGGAGCCGGAGCCGGAGCCGGAGCCGGUGCCAGACCUCGAGUCGGAGCCGGAGCCGGAGCCGGAGCCGCGGACAGAACCGCCGUCUAGACCAACCCUGCCUGAGCCAGAGACGUGGCCUGACCUAGAGCCGGAGUUUGGGCCAGAGGAAGACCUGGGGAUAAACACGAGGCAGACCACGCAGUCGACAGAGACGCCGAGGCCGCCGUCCACGGCCUCCCAGCCCUGGCUGAGUACCCGGGUGACCGUGACCGCGCGGACCACCAGCAGCAACAUGGACGUCUCCACGGAGUCCGAGGACGUGCCCCAGCUCUCCGGCCACUCGGAAGCCCAGAGCGUGGAGGACUUCCCUGGACAUCGCUCACUCCGCAUGAGGCAGGAGGACAUCUUGAGAAAAAUUUCCAAUAUUAAUGCCCAGAUCAAGAACCAAGGGCCGCUUCAUGACGCCAACAACCGCCAGUACAAGGAGUACAUCAAGGCCUCCAGGGAGCACCUGAAACGGAGCAUGGCCCUGGCUGCAGCUGCGGAGCACAAGCUGCAGGAAAUGUACAGGUCUCACGUCUUCUCAGAGGGACGGGGCGGCGACUCGGUCGACGACAUGGAGACGGUUAUCGACACGCUGUACAAUUCCAGAUCCAAGCUGCCGGAGUAUUUAAGCGUUCACGGUGUACCAUCAGAGCUGAAAGAAAAGGUCACUAUCGUGAUUAAUGUGUUGAAAAAACUUUUAUGUGUAGAUCAGGUAGAAACGCAACGCCUCAUUAGGAAGCUGUUAAGCAAUAAUAUGAAAAUUCUAAAUAUUCUUGAUGUCCCAUGAGCAAACUCAUUUAAGCAAAAGUCUUGUUCACAGGAAAAUAAGCAUAUUAGUGAUUUCAAAAGUUGCCUAAAAAUAUUUCUAUUAUAUUUCCAUGUGCUAACAUCCAUAUGUGUCCUGUCAUAAAAUAUUUUCAUAUGCACUAAAAACCUAACAACUUUAAAAUAAAAAUUUGAUUCAUAAGCUUGUAGUUUUUUUCUCAUUACUUUAACAAGUUGUGAAGAGCUAGCCUCUACCAUUAAGAUUUGAGUCCACCAACUAGCAGUGCUCAGACCCGCCCACUGUACGAGCUUAGAGACUGCUCUCACUCUGUAAUGCAGCCAGUUCUAAAUAGCUGCAGAGCGCCCGGGUUUUCUGUAUGAUAGCACACUCAGGGCCAGCACCCGAAGCACCUCCACGUAGGCGUAUGCUGCUUCCUGCUUCCUUGGAGAGGGGUAAUACAGGGAAACAUACUGUUUCGCCUCGGUCAUUGGUGAGGGACCCUAACCUGGAUCUUUAAUGAGGUCAUCCUCACAAUUCCCUCCCUUUGCUUUCAUUCAAACACAUUAAAAAUGUAUAAAUCCUUUCUAGCAAGUCUGACUAACACCAAUUAAACUGGCUGUAUAAUGUCAUGAAAGUGUAGUUUUGUUUCGUAGCUUAACCAGAAUUGUAUUUAAGCUCAUUUACAUAGACAUUGACCAGUCACUUACAGACCAAUAAAGAUUUAUGGACUCUGCACCAGAACAAAAUGGUAGGCUUUGGGGACAGAGUGAAGAGUUAUUUCCCUCUCUAAGAUUAUACUGUAACAAGGAAGCUGGACAUUGAACAAAAACUGUCAUCUCUUAAGUUUCCAGUUGAGACAAGCUGUUACGGAAGGUGGCUGUCCAGCCUCAUCUAGAAUGCUGAGAAAAGUAGCCUCAGCCAAUGGUGUUUGAGGGGAGACCUGACAGAUGAUGUACGCUUGGUGGACGAGAAUGUUCCAGGUGGAGGAAGAGCAUGUGUGAACACUGAGCUGAGGCCAAGGAUGAGAAAGUCAAGAAAUGCCUGGAGCAUAGAAAGACCAGAGAGAACAUUCCAAGACAGAGCAGGCACAUAAGCUCAGAAAAAAAGCUUGUAGGCCUCAUGAUAUAUGUUUAUCCUGAGAUCGGCAAGAAGCAGUCUAUAGAUUUUUAAGCAAAGGACUGGUGUGAUCAAGUUUGUAUCAUAUGUACACACACGUGUGUGUGUGUUUUAAAACAACACUCUAGCUACACACUUUUAGAGGCAGGCUGAAGUAGACAGGAGCUGUUCACAUGCCAGGUUUAGCUUGGAUUAGAUGUUCACUGUGUUUAUUUAAAAUAACCUACUAUGGAAAAUCUUAAGCAUUGCAAAGAUGAGCAAUAAUGUGGCAGCAGUAUGCAGCUAUCAUCCAUUUUGAACAGUCGUGUUCUGAUGGACACAGUGCCUGUCCAGCCCUCUCCCCAACCCCAACUUCCUGUAUGCUCAGCUAGAUAUUUCUUCUCCAGCUCCAACCGUCUGGGGCUCUCUAAGCUUCUGACAAACACUUUCCAAAUGUUCAUAACAGCAUCACCACAUGGAGUUAAUGGUAUCUAAUCAAUGUUUAAUUUUAAAAAGUGAUUAGACAAUGGGAAAUUUGGAGUUUCUUUGUACAAAUUAAGAUCAAAUAAAGUUCACACAUUGUUAUU